Messenger RNA from Nerophis lumbriciformis (worm pipefish), 1118 nucleotides. It is a transcript of the gene arl6, whose product is annotated as ARF like GTPase 6. Gene Ontology annotation, molecular function: GTPase activity; GTP binding. The record is from RefSeq and is a predicted model, not a curated record. Lineage: Eukaryota; Metazoa; Chordata; Actinopteri; Syngnathiformes; Syngnathidae.
CACUUGAAGGCACCAUAAAUCAGGAGCGUAUCCUGGUCACCAUGAGAGAAACAAUAAUGAAACAUUGGACUUACUGCUGAUGGAAUAAACUUGCUUGAAGCAUCAACAACUCGGAGUUAAUUUCCAGGUACAAUCCAGGAUAUUCCAAGCAAUACAAGCGUCUGGAGCGGACGACAGCGGAUGGUUGCUGCCAAUGGGGCUGUUUGACAAGUUGGCAGGAUGGCUGGGCUUCAAGAAGGAGGUGAACGUGCUUUGUCUGGGCCUGGACAACAGCGGGAAAACCACCAUCAUCAACAAACUCAAACCUUCCAACGCCCAGGCACAAGACAUCGUCCCGACCAUUGGGUUCAGCAUAGAGAAGUUCAAGACAUCCAGUCUCUCCUUCACAGUGUUUGACAUGUCUGGCCAAGGCAGAUACAGAAACCUCUGGGAGCACUACUACAAGGAGGGCCAGGCUGUCAUAUUUGUCAUCGAUAGCGCAGAUAAGCUUAGGAUGGUUGUGGCCAAAGAAGAAUUGGACACUUUAUUAAAUCAUCCUGACAUCAAGCACAGGAGAAUUCCCAUCCUGUUCUUGGCUAACAAGAUGGACGUCCGAGACGCUUUGUCUUCGGUCAAGGUCUCCCAGCUGCUCUGCUUGGAAAAUAUCAGGGACAAACCCUGGCAAAUCUGUGGCACUGACGCUCUAAGAGGAGAUGGUUUACAGGAGGGAGUGGAAUGGUUACAAGAUCAAAUCAAGUCAUUGAGGACAUGAGGACGUGAAGACAAGAAGAAGGUACCAAAAACAUUUCAGAUGUGGUUAACUUUGAAAUCUGAGCGCAAUUUGGGACGGUUCUCAAAUAUUUAUUUGAACAGAUCACGGACACCAAUUGUGCUAAGUCGGCAAGAAUCACAAUCAUGGUGUUUUUGGGCAAAUAUAUUCUAUUACAAGUGUAAUUUGCUUCUGUCUAAAUCAUCGAUAUAAUUCAUGUUUGAAAAUAUUUUUGGUUUCUCCGGAUUGUUUGCAUUACUGUAAAUCAUUUACUCGUGUGUAUUUUAUUUUCUAUACAAUUUUGUAUAUUGUGUAUAUUGGCAAUAGUUAUCUUGGGAAAACAUGUUGUCUAAUAAAAUAUUUCAAACCA